AUGGCUACCCCUAGUGUCCUCGCUUUUGACGCUGAGGGUCGCGCCAUUGACUUUGAGGUCUGGGUCGACGACUUGCAGCUGUUCUUGCAGUGCGAUAGAGCAGACGGCCUUUCUCUCUUUGACCUCACUUCUGGCGCCUCUCCUGCCCCUACUGCUGAUGCUGAUCCCACUGUGCGCUCUCAGUGGGCUACCCGCGAUGCUGCUACACGUCUUGCUGUGCGUCGCCACCUCCCUACCUCUGAGCGCGCGCACUUUAGUCAGUACAAGAGUGCUCAGACCUUGUACGACGCUGUAGUUGCGCGCUACUCUUCCCCUGCCACUGCUGCACUGAGCCGUCUCAUUCUUCCCUACCUCUUUCCUGACCUCUCUGCCUUUCCCACUAUCGCUGACCUCAUUACGCACCUCCGCACUAGUGACACUCGCUACCGCGCCGCCCUUCCUGCUGAGUUCUGCGCCAAGAACCCCCCCCCCAUGUACAUCACUCUCUACUACGUAGUCGCGCGCCUCCCCGACUCUCUUCGCGUAGUCAGGGACCACUUUCUCGCAGUCUAUCCCACCGCCCUCACUGUCGACCUCCUCGAGAAGGCCCUCCUCGCGGCGGAGAAGAGCAUCGUCGCUGUAGGAGCUUCUCGGGGUGACCCUCGCACCCCCAUCUUUGAGGGGUGCUCUUCUUCCCCCCUACUGCCCUCUGUUGCCUCUGCUGCUGCUGCCGACCUGCUUGGUCUUGAGUCGGUCGGCGCGGCGUCUGCCCCUAGUGGGCGACGCCGCUCUGGCAAGGGCAAGGGGGGCAAGGGCGCGGGUGGAGCUGGAGGGGGCGGUGGAGGUAGCGGUGGAGGCGGCGGAGGGAGUGGGGGUGGCGGCGGGAGUGGUGGAGGGGGUGGUGGUGGUAGUGGUGGCAGCGGCGGCGGAGGCGGCGGAGGUGGCGGCAGCGGUGGUGGUGGCGGCAGCGGUGGCGGUGGAGGCGGUGGAGGGGGCGGAGGAGGAGGCGGUGGUGGCGGAGGGGGUGGAGCUGGUCGGGGUGGUACCCAGCAGCGGAGCGGCGGUGGUGGUGGUCAGCGCCCGCAGCAGCAGCAGCAGCAGCGUUCGCGGGACAUCCCUCCGCCCCAGCAGAAACAGCAACGGGUCAGCAGUAGAAGGGGCAAACCCAAGAGCCGCAAGCGGCUGCAGGGGCAAGGGGGCAGGGGUGGCAGUGGUGGCGGCGGGGGCGGCGGUGGUGGAGAGGGUGGAGGCGGCGGGGGCGGUUGCGGUGGUGGGAGUGGUAUUGGUGGUGGGGGGUCGGUGGCGGAGCCGGGGGUGGUGGCGGCGGCAGUGGUGGGGGUGGCGGGGGUGGUGAUGGCAGUGGUGGCAGCAGUGGAGCCGGUGGCGGGCGUGGUGGAGCGGUGA
Molecule: messenger RNA, 1383 nt
Organism: Closterium sp. NIES-65
Lineage: Eukaryota; Viridiplantae; Streptophyta; Zygnematophyceae; Desmidiales; Closteriaceae
Source: the annotation of a GenBank genome assembly